Messenger RNA from Parnassius apollo (apollo), 240 nucleotides. The record is from the annotation of a GenBank genome assembly. Lineage: Eukaryota; Metazoa; Arthropoda; Insecta; Lepidoptera; Papilionidae.
AUGAAGAAAGGGAGAUCUUUAAAACUAUUAAAUAUGGCAACUAAUGUAAUACAGGGUCCAGAUUCAAAUCCGCUAAAUUCAGCGGAAACUGAAGUAGAAAAAUUAGAUGAUGAAUUGAUAUUGUUGAGUCAGAUGCAGAACGAAAAUGUCAGAGAUUCAGAGUUGCUUUUACCGACCAGUAACAUUGUUCAAGAUGAUUUAAGUAAAUUUCCAACAGAAAAAGAGACCCAAACUAGGUGA